AGUCACUGCCUCCACCACCACCACCAGGAGUGCUCCAGCUGAGAGGAAGCUACAGUUCUCACUACUCAGACCCAGAACACCCCUUUCCAAUGACCUGUUAAAACAUGGUGGAUUACUAUGAAGUUCAAGGAGUGCAGAGAUAUGCUUCACCUGAGGACAUUAAAAAGUCUUAUCGUAAAGUGGCACUUAAAUGGCACCCUGAUAAAAAUCCAGAAAAUAAAGAAGCUGAGAGAAAAUUCAAAGAAGUAGCUGAGGCAUAUGAAGUAUUAUCAAAUAGUGAAAAACAGGACAUUUAUGACAAAUAUGGCCAGGAAGGAUUAAAUGGUGGAAGCAGAAGUCAUUUUGAUGAUUCUUUUGAGUAUGGCUUCACAUUUUGUAAGCCAGAUGAUGUCUUUAGAGAAAUUUUUGGUGAAAGGGAUCCAUUUUCAUUUCAUUUCUUUGAAGACUCACUUGAGGACCUUUUAAAUAGUCCAAGAGGCUCCUAUGGAAGCAGUGGUACAAGAUCCUUCUUCGCUACCUCCAGUGAAUAUCCAGUUUUUGAGAGAUUUUCUUCAUAUGCUACAGGAUAUAUACCAUAUGGUUCACCGGGCCAUGAGGGCCUUAAUUCAUUCUCCUUGUUGGCAUCUGAUAAUAGUAGGAUGGGCAACUACAGAUCUGUUAAAACUUCGGGUAAGACUGCUAAUGGCAAAAAUACAAAUACACAGAGAAUUAUUGAGAAUGAUCAAGAAAGAGAAGUUGAAGAUGAUGGCAAACUGAAGUCCUUCCUUAUAAAUGGUGUGGCAGAUGAAGAGGGCUUUGCAGAAGAAUGCAGCUGGAGAAGACAGUUAUUCAACAAUUAUUCACCAAAGUACUUCAGACCCAAACAUGUAACUCAACAUACUUUUGUGGACAAUGAUGAGCAAGAUAUACCUUGGGUCACCAGCAACUGGGAUCCCUCUAUUUUCUCAGCAGGAUUCAAAGAAGGUGGUAAGAGGGGAAAAAAAAAAAAGAAGCAUAAAGAGGUGCAGAAGAAGUCAACCAAAAGGAAUCGUUAA
This is a messenger RNA of Lynx canadensis (Canada lynx), 1034 nucleotides long. It is a transcript of the gene DNAJB7, whose product is annotated as DnaJ heat shock protein family (Hsp40) member B7. Gene Ontology annotation, biological process: protein refolding; positive regulation of proteasomal ubiquitin-dependent protein catabolic process. The record is from RefSeq and is a predicted model, not a curated record. Bases 105 to 1034 code for a protein of 309 amino acids. Gene Ontology annotation, cellular component: endoplasmic reticulum membrane; cytosol. Lineage: Eukaryota; Metazoa; Chordata; Mammalia; Carnivora; Felidae. Gene Ontology annotation, molecular function: ATPase activator activity; Hsp70 protein binding. The transcript has a single exon.